AUGGGCACGCGAUUGUCGGUAUCGUUCGAGGACAAGGAGGUGCUGCCACGCACCGAUCGGCCGCCGACGUUCGAUCCGCUCUACGGUUUUCCGAAGGGUCGAAAGCCGCGUGAGAUGAAGGCAAGCUGGGAAGAGAUGGAUCGGUGGAAGCUCGAACUCGGCGAUCGCGAUUACUGCGCUCAUCUGCUGAUCGCUCUCAAAAAAUGCCAGCGCCAGAAUAUGCCAUUUGCGCACUACUAUUGCGUGGAUGAGUAUCACAGUUGGCAGAACUGCGAGUACGAGGACCACCUCCUCCGAAUGAAGGAGUUCGAACGGGAAAGGCGGCUACUGAAGCGGGCAGCGAGGAAGAAGAAGGCGCAAGAAGAAGCGAAAAAGACAGCCGAGUCUCUUUCCUAG
Messenger RNA from Gongylonema pulchrum, 396 nucleotides. NCBI's taxonomy places the organism in Eukaryota, Metazoa, Nematoda, Chromadorea, Rhabditida, Gongylonematidae. The record is from the annotation of a GenBank genome assembly.